This is a messenger RNA of Erythranthe guttata (spotted monkey flower), 818 nucleotides long. RefSeq names its product protein translation factor SUI1 homolog. The record is from RefSeq and is a predicted model, not a curated record. Gene Ontology annotation, molecular function: translation initiation factor activity. NCBI's taxonomy places the organism in Eukaryota, Viridiplantae, Streptophyta, Magnoliopsida, Lamiales, Phrymaceae. Gene Ontology annotation, biological process: translational initiation.
UUAUUAUAUCUCUUUAUUUUCUCCCUACCAAUUUAACACACGCUUUCUUCUCUCUCUACUCUCUCUCUCUCUGCUCAGACUUUAUCCGAUUUGGGCCUAUUGAUCUCUACUUUGCCCCUUCGAUCUUCACAGUUCACCCCUAAUUUUCGGAUAAGGUCUGAGCAUUCAAAUCUAGCUUGAGGAAUUCUUGUUCGCUUGUUCUCGUUUCCUGAAUCAACCAACGUUCAUGUCUGAUCUUGAUAUCCAAAUUCCUACUACUUUCGAUCCUUUUGCUGAUGCAAAUGCUGAGAAUUCUGGUGCCGGAACAAAGGACUACGUUCACAUUCGUGUACAGCAGCGAAAUGGUCGGAAAAGCCUGACAACUGUCCAGGGAUUGAAGAAAGAAUUCAGCUAUAACAAAAUCUUGAAGGAUCUUAAGAAAGAAUUUUGCUGCAAUGGAACUGUUGUCCAGGACCCAGAAUUAGGCCAGGUUAUUCAACUCCAAGGUGAUCAGCGAAAGAACGUUUCUUCGUUUCUUGUUCAGGCGGGAAUCGUGAAGAAGGAGCAUAUCAAGAUUCAUGGUUUUUAAGCUGCAUCGUCUAUAUUCGCAUUGUGGCUAUUCAACCUUGUCUCGGAGGGAGUACUAUGAUAUGUGAAGCUAUUAUCAAUCUAGUUACUUUGUAUGCUUAAGAUCGUGUGGUACACUUAUACUUUAACUACUUUUCCAGUAUCUCGUGUUUUCUGUUAUGUGUGAUGUUGAAUCAACUUCUUCUAUUGUUGGUGGAUUUAAAUAAUAAUGACAUUCUGGAUUUGAAUGAUAUGCCUCGUCUUUCUGCGUA